This is a messenger RNA of Lactuca saligna, 711 nucleotides long. The record is from the annotation of a GenBank genome assembly. NCBI's taxonomy places the organism in Eukaryota, Viridiplantae, Streptophyta, Magnoliopsida, Asterales, Asteraceae.
AUGAAAAAAUUGGAUAAUGAAGAGGAACUUAAAAAAUCAACCAAGUUGCAUAAGGAUUCAUCUCAGGGGCAUUAUAGGAAUUCUGCCCAAAUUAAUGACGAAUCAGUUUUUCAGGAACCUGUUGCUUGUCCUAGUACGAUUCAUGUGAGUCAACAGAGCCUUAAUAAUCUUGAUCAAGAACCACCUUUCCCUCAAAAUGAAGUUACACCGACAGCAGACCAAGAUGGCCCUGGUGCUGUCAAAAUUGCGACAACAGCCUUUGCUGCUGUCAAAAAUGCGACAACAACAUUUGAAGAUGUUCUAGAUUCGUUUUCUACAGCAUCAACCCCUUUUUUCUCAUCUAAGCCUCGAAAAUUGUAUGCUGAUAAUCAGAAUACAGGGGUUGUGAAUGAGGGUAAUCUUGGAAAUUAUUCAGUUAAUGAUACGGAUCAAAUUAAUCGGAUGGGUGCUUCUGGAGGUUAUGGUCAAGGUUUGGAAAUUAACAGUUCUGAAGAAGAUCUUUCGCAUCCCCCGGGUUUUUCAAAUCAAUGUUUUUCGUUUUCGGAAAAUAAUCAAAGCAACACAGGUGGUAUUGAAAAAAAUAAUUCUUUUCUUGAGGAAUUACAAAAAACCAUUGCUGUGGGAGAAGCGUUGGGGUAUAAUAUGGAUGGAUGCAUGGAUCAUGUAAUAGAGAUUUUACAAGGCCACGUUCAAAGGCAAGUUCCAAAAUGA